Aspergillus homomorphus CBS 101889 is the source of this 2725-nucleotide messenger RNA. Its product is annotated as universal stress protein family domain protein. The coding region runs from base 12 to 2372 and encodes 786 amino acids. The transcript has 4 exons. NCBI's taxonomy places the organism in Eukaryota, Fungi, Ascomycota, Eurotiomycetes, Eurotiales, Aspergillaceae. The record is from RefSeq and is a predicted model, not a curated record.
CCUCGGUCACCAUGCCGUACUACAGUAGAAAGCCGGCGGCCAUGUCGCUCGAGACCGCACUGGAGGAAGAACGACGGGAAUUACUGCGCGAAUCCGGUGAAGGCAACCACCACCAUGCUAGUUCCUGGUACCCACGCCGGAGUCUGUUGGACAUCGCGCCCAGCCCAGGCUUCGUCCCUCCACGCCAUGGCUCCAUCGCCGGCAUUGGAGUGGGUGUGACUUCCCCCUCGGGCCGUCUCUAUCACCAUCACCACAAUUCUUAUCCCACUUCCUCUACUUCUACUACUACCACAUCUGCCCCCCGUCGCUCUUCGACCCCCACCACUUCCACAGCACCGUCUCCCACCACUUCCUCUCGGCCGCCACCUCUUCCCUCUCCACCCGUCUCACCCUCUACAUCACCCACGUCGUCCACUACCGUUACUACUACUACUACUACCACAACUACUACCUCCCCUCCGCCGCCCAGGACCACUUCUUCCGUGGCUCCUCCGUUACCACCGACGCCGAGGAAAUCCUCCGUUCAAUCCGACGGGGGGGACAAGCCCGGAGACAACCCCGCCACCACCACCACCACCACACACAAAUCAGGCCCUAGCAUCCGCUGGGAUUCGGCUCUCGAUAUGCCUCCCAGUGCUCGUCGUGCCAGCCAGUCUCAAGAGAAGCCUCCCGCCGCUUCCUCCUCGAACCGUCUGCCCAGCAUGGCUGCGGUGAUGUCAGGCCUCGACAUCAAGGUCGGGUUUCCGAGUUUUGUCAGAGGGAGGGAUUCGGGCCGCAGCUCUUCAUCGCGCGGCAAUUCCCUCGACUCGCGCGUUCCCUCACUCCGCUCCACCCGCUCCAGUUCGCCAAAACGCCGCUGGUUGAGUCCUGGUUCACGGAAUCAGCCGGCCGACGCGGCAAAGCCGAUACUCGAAAGCCCCAAGGAGAGCCCGAAUGAAAAUCCCAUGGACAAACGGAAAGAAAGCAAAGAGCCACCUAAAGAGCAUACCGCGGAGAAGCCUACAGAGAGCGUCCAAGACCCGAUCAAAGAGACGCCGAAAGAGAGCCCCAAAGAAGGCUUGACGAUUGCGAGCGCUCCAAAAGUCUCUCCUCCUCCGACCCCUCAGGCAACUCCGCAAGCAACAACCCAACCUCCCUCGGCCCCUCAGUCGCCAACAGAGGCAGAUGCCAGUUUCUCGGCUCCCGGAGAGCAGCGUCUUGAGAAAGAUCGCUUCGACAGCGAAAAUAAUCCCAUCGAGACCAGUGAUGAGGACGGCGACGAAUUGUCUUCCAGUGAUGAUGAGGAAAGUCCGGAUCGUGCGUCGGAAGAAGCCAAAAGAGGGCGGAAAGAGACGGUCGAUCACGAACCUGCUAAGGUGGCUCAGCGCACGACCACGAAAACGGCCCCGGCAUUCCAGCCCAACAACAACUCUACAGGAAAGUCUGAUCUGAUUCAUUCAGCCAAAACAGGCCCAGUCUCGAAGCCGGAUGUCCGUCCCCGAACGAGCUUCGACUCCGCUUCUGCGACCAACACUCCAUUUGGCUCCGAGGAUGAAGCAGAACUGUGUGACAUCAAACGCGCCCAGAAGCUCAGCAUCCAGAUGUCCGCGAUCGACAAUUCGGUGCACAAUCGGUCCAUUCGGACGAUUAUCCGGGGUGAUUAUCCUAGCAUACGGGAAGAAGAAAGUGCUCGUCGCCGCCAACGCAAGUAUCUGGUGACGACUGACCUCAGCGAGGAAUCGGUGUAUGCCUUGGAAUGGACGAUCGGGACCAUUCUGCGAGAUGGGGACACAUUGUUCGCGGUCUGUGCCAUGCAUGACGAGACCGCCACCCCGGCAGCGGUGCAGAUUGGUGACGGAGCCAAGGCCAUGCAGGAUGCUGCCGCCGUGGUUGGGUCGCAGACAGCCGAGACGGUGGAGAAAUCUCAGAACGACUCCAGCUCUCACCUACCCCGUGCCUUUUUCAACCGCCUGGGAAGCGGCACUGACAGCAAACCGGGCUCUGUCGAUGCGCGAGGCAUGUCCAAGGCGGAGUCCGAGCGUGUACGUGCGGUGGAGGUCAUUUCGCAGACGUGCGUGCGGCUGUUGAGGAAGACGUUGCUCCAGGUGCGCGUGGCGGUUGAAGUGAUUCACUGCAAAAGUCCAAAGCAUAUGAUAACCGAAGCCAUUGAUGGACUGGAUCCUACCUUGGUGAUCGUUGGGGCAAGAGGACGAAGCGCACUUAAAGGGGUGGUUCUUGGGUCGUUCUCGAAUUACCUGGUCAUGCACUCGUCUGUCCCGGUGAUGGUGGCCCGCAAGAAGCUGAAGAAACAAACCAAGAACAAGAAGAUGAAUGUCCGCCUUUCCAACAAUUUGACGACGCCAAAGAAGCUUGCAUUGGCCAAAGUGGACUGAAUGAUUGCACCUACUCUCUGCUUUCUCCGUUAUUUGUUUUUGCACACGAUACCAUGACGGUUUGACGGCGGUUUGGCGUACUUAUCUCACGAUUCUAGCCUGCUUUUCUCGUGGAUGAUUAUUCAUUCUUCAACUGUAUCAGUAUGACCUUCAUGACGAGCUGAUCUGAUGAUGAUUUCAUUUCGCUUGGCGUUCGUUUAUUUCGUUGAUUCUCGAUGAUCAGCACAUCUCGGAGGGUGACAAUUUAUGGCGGUUGCAGAAUGCUUUACGAGACGCAUUACUCCCUACUUACUAUGUUUUGAUGCUCUUCUUUUCUCUCUACGAGGGGACAUCUAUUUCCUAAUAAUAUUACC